Messenger RNA from Neohortaea acidophila, 417 nucleotides. RefSeq lists its product as uncharacterized. The transcript has a single exon. The coding region runs from base 1 to 417 and encodes 138 amino acids. NCBI's taxonomy places the organism in Eukaryota, Fungi, Ascomycota, Dothideomycetes, Mycosphaerellales, Teratosphaeriaceae. The record is from RefSeq and is a predicted model, not a curated record.
AUGGCAGCUCCAAAGCCUUCUGCACCUUUCCAGCUUCUGGAUCUACCCCCGGAGAUCAGACACACCAUCUACGACUUCGUGAUGCCACUUGACAAGGAAACUAUGAUAGAGUACCCCGACUGGGGCUCGCCAUGGAAUUUGAACCGCGGCUUGCAGACGAUCCGCAGUCUCAUCAAAGUCAACCGUCAGAUCUACACCGAAGCCAGCUCGUUACUCUACGGCCAGCUUGAGUUCGUAUUCGGCCGACUCUGCUGCUUCAAACUCUGGAUGAGCAACAUUCGGGAGGCAAAGCACCGGGUCAAAGAGGUCAGCUUUGCGGGCCAGGGACUAGUACAGAUCCGCAGCGUCCUCCACGAACUCAAGUCCAUUCCCGCCACUCUACGAACUGUUACCUUUCUUGUGAGACGCCGAUUCUAG